GCAUUACCCAAAAAAGCUCAGCUACCUCGCGCUGAUCUAACUACCCUCGGCGCUAAGCCGAGAGGUUAGGUCUCUCACGUUCACGCACACACAUUUAUCGCGGUACAUUACAUCUGCGGCUUAUCGCAAGCCGUUCUUGUUGACAAACAAUUGCUUGACAGCUGACGUUGCUCCAAAUGCCGUGAUGCCGCGAGUUUCAUUCAUAACCACGUGGUGCUGUCGUGUGCUUUUAUCGCACUAUUGCUGUUGUUUAUCGUCGUCGUCGUCGUCGUCAUCGUCGCCGCCGUCGCCGCCGCCGCCGGCUUACGGCCAUGGUGUAGGUUAGGUGUGGUGCUCUUUUAUCUCAUUGCGCGCGAAUCAUUUGAAUUUUCAAAAAAGAAAACCCUACACCAAAAAGCAAAUCUAACGUAGACGGAAAAGCAACGCGACACGAUGGAUAAUUCAGCAUAUGUGCCCAACCAAUUGCCACCGCCACUGGUGGUAUUUUCGCAAGCUGGUGGCUUUUCCGAAGCGGCCCUCAGGAUGCAGAGACCGUUCAAUCCUCAAAUCGGCGAAGCGGCGAAAGAUCUGUCGUCGCCGUUCAACCAAGCCGCGGCAGCAGCAAGCCUCGACUAUCGGCUGCAUCACAUGCUGCACCUGCAGCACCAAUUCCUGCAUCCCCUGGAUCAUCGGCUGCCGUUCGGCAGCAGCGCAUUCCGGCCGCUGGCACCGUCGGCCUUCGCGCCACCGCAGAAGCGGCUGAAGCUCGAGGCCGCUGAGAGUUCGCCCGGCGGCGGCGGCGGCGGAUCGGGAGGACCAGCAGCGACCACCAACAUGUCGAGUCUCUUCUCACCUGCCGCGCAAGCCGCCACGGAGCUUGCGCCGCAAAGUCCAGCCAACUCGACGAGCAGGUCGCCGCCCGGCAGUCAGGGUUCUGGCACCGCGCCGACGCCCAACGCUCCGGGCAAUCAGGGUGCCGAGGAGGACAGGGAGGCUAGCGCCACGCCUUGCUCCGAGAACACCGAGAGGUCCACGCCCGAGGAGGGACGUCCUUAUCGAA
This is a messenger RNA of Phymastichus coffea, 1039 nucleotides long. RefSeq lists its product as uncharacterized. The annotation marks the transcript as partial. The transcript is spliced from 2 exons. The record is from RefSeq and is a predicted model, not a curated record. NCBI's taxonomy places the organism in Eukaryota, Metazoa, Arthropoda, Insecta, Hymenoptera, Eulophidae.